GCAGCCCCUGCGGCCCGGAGUCCAUCCCGCCUCCUCCGGGUUGGCGGGGCUGAGGAGUCCUGAGGGGCUGCCGCGGGAGCCUGCAGGUUUCCCUAGAUGACGGAUAAACAUUCAUACCAUCUGGAAGAACAUCUGUGGAAACCUUGACCAUGGCAUCGGUAUCAGACCCUGUAACAUUCCGAGAAUUCUGCCCUUUGUACUAUCUCCUCAAUGCCAUCCCCACAAAGAUCCAGAGAGGCUUUCGCUCUAUUGUGGUCUACCUCACAGCCCUGGAUACCAACGGGGACUACAUUGCAGUGGGCAGCAGCAUCGGCAUGCUCUACCUGUACUGCCGGCACCUCAACCAGAUGAAGAAGUACAACUUCGAUGGGAAGAUAGAGUCUAUCACGGUGGUGAAGCUGCUGAGCUGCUUUGAUGACCUUGUUGCAGCAGGCACUGCCUCCGGGAGGGUUGCAGUCUUUCAGCUUGUGUCUUCAUUGCCAGGGAGGAACAAGCAGCUGCGGAGAUUUGAUGUCACUGGUGUUCACAAGACCAGCAUUACAGCUCUCGCGUGGAGCCCCAAUGGGAUGAAGCUGUUCUCUGGAGACGACAAAGGAAAGAUCGUCUACUCUUCUCUAGAUCUAGACCAGGGUCUCUGCAGCUCACACCUUGUAUUAGAAGAGCCGUCCUCCAUUGUGCAGCUGGACUACAGCCAGAAAGUGCUGCUUGUGUCCACCUUGCAGCGAAGCCUGCUCUUUUACACAGAGGAGAAGGCUGUCAAGCAGAUUGGAUCCCAACCAAGGAAAAGUACUGGGAAAUUUGGUGCUUGUUUUAUACCAGGACUGUGUAAGCAAAGCGAUCUAACCCUGUACGCGGCCCGGCCUGGGCUCCGGCUGUGGAAGGCUGAUGUCCAUGGGACUGUUCAAGCCACAUAUAUCCUCAAGGAUGUCUUUGCUGGCGGAGUCACACCUUUUGAGCUCUACCCUCGUCUGGAGCCCUCUGAUGGGGGAAGCUGCAGCUCGCCUGAGAAACACCUGGGGCUCGUUUCCUGCUUCUUCCGAGAAGGCUGGGUGUUGAGCUGGAAUGAGUACAGUAUCUAUCUUCUGGACACCGUCAAUCAGGCCACAGUUGCUGGUUUGGAAGGACUGGGUGAUAUUGUAUCUGUUUCCUGCACAGAAAAUGAAAUAUUUUUCCUAAAGGGAGAUAGGAACAUUAUAAGGAUUUCAAGCAGACCCGAAGGACUCGCAUCCAUAGUGAGAGACGGUCCGGAGAUGACAAGAUGCUCUGAGCAGGUCCAUGGCCAGCAUCUGGAGAAGUCACUGGGGGCCACUGUUUGUGAGACAAGACUUCGAGGCUCUUCUGUGGCCAGUUCCGUGGCCAGUGAGCAACGGAGCAGGAGCAGUUCACUCAACUCCACGGACAGUGGCUCUGGACUACUGUUGCCUGGACUUCAGGCUGCUCCUGAGCUGGGCCAGAGUGGUCAGCCAUCCUCCCAGAGAUUCAGUGUCAUCAGCUCUGAAGACUUUGACCAGGAGCUUAUUGUGAAACCUAUCAAAGUGAAGAAGAAGAGGAGGAAGAGAAAGACAGAAGGUGGAAGCAAGAGCACCUGCCCCAGUUCCCUCGAGUCAACCCCCUGCUCCGAGCUCCCUGCUGACAGCCCCCAGUCCCUGAACACAGACCUCUUGUCCAUGACCUCGAGUGCUCUGGGCAGUAGUGUGGAUCAGCUGAGCACAGAAUCUCCAGAGCAAGAGAGCAACCUCGGGGGUGAGGUGAAUGGAAUCUCACAGGAAAACAGUGGUCCUGAAGCAUUCCAUGUCCUGGAGCUGCCUGGCCCUGCCCCUGGCCCUGCCUCUACCCCCGCGGAUGAAGAAAACUGCACUGGGAAGGAAGCGUCCCAGUGUAGCCACACACAGGACACAGACCUGCUCAGUGGAGUGCUGACUUUACCCUUGCAGCCAGAGGAGGAUGUGGGAGGUGCUGACAUCAUCUCAGGCCUUGACGAGCAGCCUGGUCCUGCUGCUGAUGCAGCAGUACAUACAGAGUUCUGCCUGCGGGGACAGAACAGCUCUGCUGAGGAGCAGGAGGCAGACACCAUGGAGUUCAGUGACCCCCAGAGCACGUUUUCUGAAGCCCCUCUUCUGGACUCAAGUAUGCUGCCUUCCAGCCUCAGCUGGCCCCCAGGUGCUGAGCAGUGGCUGCCUGGGAUUGGAGUGUAUGACAUCACCACUGAGGAGGCCAGCCCAGAACCAGACAUCCUGACCCAUGUGGCGGUCCCUAGCCACCUGAGCUCAAAUCCUUGGCAUUUACUAAGUGACAGUAACACAGGUCAGAAGGAAACACCCACUUUUCAAUGUGACAUGGGAAAUGUGGAAGGACAGGUGACUCCUCUUGCCUCUGCCACAGUGGCCAGCACCCAUGCACAUUGGCUGGACCAACCUUUCCAGGAUCAGGCAGUGACAUCCAGUGAUGAGGAAGACAUUUAUGCCCAUGGACUCCCAUCUUCAUCCUCAGAGACAAGUGUCACAGAGCUUGGAGCUAGUCGCUCUCUGCAGGACCUGAGCCAACCAGGUGCUGAGGAAACCACCCUGCUCAAGGCAGAUCAGUUUGCAGAGAGCUGGAUGGGCUACUCGGCUCCUGGCUACGGCAUCCUCAGCUUGGCGGUCUCGGAAAAGUUUCUCUGGUGCCUGGACUACAAAGGUGGCCUGUUCUGCAGUCCCCUGCCUGGUGCAGGGCUGCGCUGGCAGAGGUUUGAAGAUGCUGUCCAGCAGAUGGCAGUCUCUCCCUCAGGGGCUCUUCUCUGGAAGAUUGAACAGAAAUCUAACCGUGCUUUUGCUUGUGGCAAAGUCACCAUCAAGGGGAAGCGGCACUGGUACGAGGCUCUGCCCCAGGCUGUGUUUGUGGCCCUGAGUGAUGACACAGCCUGGAUCAUCAGGACCAACGGAGAUCUGUACCUUCAGACAGGUCUCAGUGUGGAUCGGCCCUGCGCCCGAGCCGUGAAGGUGGACUGUCCAUACCCACUGUCCCAGAUCGCAGCCCGGAACAGUGUGGUGUGGGCACUGACAGAGCAGAGGGCCCUCCUGUACCGGGAGGGUGUGAGCAGCUUCUGUCCUGAGGGGGAGCAGUGGAAGUGUGACAUUGUCAGUGAAAGGCAAACUCUGGAGCCUGUCUGCAUAACUCUUGGAGAUCAGCACACACUCUGGGCCCUGGACAUUCACGGGAAGCUAUGGUUCAGAACUGGCGUGGUUCCCAAAAAGCCCCAAGGAGACGAUGAUCACUGGUGGCAGGUGAGCAUCACGGACUAUGUGGUGUUUGACCAGUGCAGCUUGUUCCAGACCAUCAUGCAUGCCACACACUCAGUAGCCACAGCAGCCCAAGCCCCUGUGGAAAAGGUCGCAGAUAAACUGCGCAUGGCGUUUUGGUCUCAGCAGCUUCAGUGCCAGCCCAGCCUACUAGGGGUUAACAAGAGUGGUGUGUGGAUCUCCUCAGGGAAGAAUGAAUUCCAUGUUGCUAAAGGAAGUCUCAUAGGAACUUACUGGAAUACCGUUGUUCCCCGGGGAACAGCUUCUGCCACAAAAUGGGCUUUUGUGUUGGCUUCUCCUGCUCCCACCCAGGAUGGAAGCUCCUUAUGGCUAUGCCAGAGCAGCAAGGACCUGUGUAUCAUCAGUGCCCAGAAUGUACAGUGCCGGCCCUCCACAGUGCAGCUGCCCCCCGAUGCAGAGAUGAGAACCUAUGCUGCCUGCCAGGAUGCACUAUGGGCCUUGGACAGCCUCGGACAGGUGUUCAUCAGGACACUUUCCAAGAGCUGCCCCACAGGCAUGCACUGGACGAAACUGGACCUUUCCCAGCUAGGAACUGUGAAACUGACCAGCUUGGCAUGUGGACAUCAGCAUAUCUGGGCCUGUGACUCCAGGGGUGGGGUUUACUUCCGGGUUGGAACCCAGCCUCUGAAUCCCAGCCUGAUGCUUCCAGCCUGGAUCAUGAUUGAGCCACCUGUCCAGCUUGCUGGGGUCACUUUGGUCAGCGUCCAUUCUAGCCCCAAUGACCAGAUGUUGUGGGCCCUGGAUAGCAGAUGGAAUGUGCAUGUGCGAACUGGAAUCACUGAGGAGAUGCCCGUGGGGACAGACUGGGAGCAUGUGCCAGGAUUGCAGGCCUGCCAGUUGGCACUGAGCACCAGGACCGUGUGGGCCCGCUGUCCAAAUGGUGACCUUGCCCGCCGCUAUGGCAUCACAGACAAGAAUCCUGCUGGGGACUACUGGAAGAAAAUUCCAGGAAGUGUGUCCUGUUUCACAGUGACCUCAUCAGAUGAGCUGUGGGCAGUGGGCUCCUCUGGCUGUCUCCUUCAGCGACUGACAAAGACGUUCAGCCAUUCACACAACCCCCAGAACAGCCAGGCGGCCAGCUCCCACCCUGAGGAUCUGGAGGAGGAGUGGGAAGUCAUCUGAAGGAGCCUAGGCGGCCAGUGGAGGAGAAAGUUCUGUGAUGGAGGCCGCCAUCUCCCGGUGGCUCACAUAUGGACGGACAUGCCUCGUCCACCAGGCCAGACACCCCACACUUGCUUUCAUCUGUAUUUGUUUUGGUCUCAUUACAGAACUCACAGCCUUAGCCAUGCUCUCGGAACGGUUGCUGUAGGAGCAGCACCUUUGACAUCGUGCCACGGUCACCUGCAAGUGGGGACAGUGGCUGCUGGUCAGUUGCAUGCACUAGUUCCCUGUGCAGCUACGGGGCCUGGUGUGAGCCAAGAGGGACACCACCAGAGCCAGGAAGAGUUGGGCACAUGUCCAUACCAGAACCCCAGACCAAAUGUCCUGCAGAUCAGAACUUGCAGCUACUGGAUAUAUUUGGUGACGGUGUUGUCUUUAUCACAGGGGUCCUACACUUCUCUCCUAGAGAUACAGGCCACAGUGCACAUCCCACACAGGACAUUCCAGGUGGGAAAGUACCCAUGCAGGAUGGGGUGUGGGGCUGUGCCAGGUUACAUGCACACACCCUAGCCUCAUCAUGUUGCCCACACUCAGGGUAGCUGCCCACCCCCUGCCCACCUCAGCCAACACAAGAGCCAAUGGGUGCAGACAGAGCACUGGUGCCCACAUGGUCCAUGUAGUCCAGCACAGGGGUGCUGAGCCAAUCUAGAGACAUCUUUGGAACGACAUUUGACUAGUAUGCUGGUAGGCAUCCUAAAGCCAGGCUCUUCCUCAAAAGAUGGAUCUAGUAAUUGCCUUUCUGUUUGUUAUGUUACAAACCUGAAUAAGAUACCUCACUUCAAAUCAAAUCUCACAAAUUUAGAAGGUAAAUGUAUCUUCUGAAGACAGUGAAGGUCUCUGUUCCUUCAUGAGGUUUAUCCUAAGCCCACCUUGUCUCGGCUAUAGCUUUGCAGGGGUGGCCAUCCCGUAUCAUGUCCUCAACCCAAGAGUAGGCAGUGUCUGCAGCGGGUAUAGCACUGACUCCCCAGCAGCUGGUGGAGUACAGAGCAUCUGAGCUUCAAGGGCAGGCUACCCACCCCACCCACCAGGUCCCUGUCACUGCUCCAGGCUGGCUGCUUUUUCAGUCUGCCUGGUCCAGGCAGUAACUUGAUGUCUGUUUUCUACUGAGCAUUGUGUCAGGACCCCAGCAGUGACGAUGCAGAGGCUUCCAGGUCCCAGCAGUGACGGCAGAGGCAGCCCCGAGUGGGCUGAUCCUCUUCUGUGAAUGGUGUGCCUUGCCUGGCUCCUCACAAUGGCAGCACUCCCCUAAGCCCACGGGACGACAGUGCAAUUAAACCCAAGUUCAGUGGA
Molecule: messenger RNA, 5750 nt
Organism: Mus caroli (Ryukyu mouse)
Lineage: Eukaryota; Metazoa; Chordata; Mammalia; Rodentia; Muridae
Gene: Tecpr2
Product: tectonin beta-propeller repeat containing 2
Molecular function (GO): protein binding
Source: RefSeq, a predicted model, not a curated record